AUGGGAGUGAGAAUCGACGGUCGGCAACUUUACCAUCUUCGCUUUGCUGAUGACAUCGUCCUUAUAACACCAAACAUUAGCCAAGCAGAACGUAUGCUUGCCUACUUUGAUAAAACCUAUGAAAAGAUUAGUCUUCGACUAAAUCUCACAAAAAUGAUCUUCAUGAGGAACGGAUUGGUUUCGUAUGCCCCAUUUACGCUCAACGGAACGAAUAUCUCUAAAUGCUCCAGUUAUAUCUAUCUAGGUCGGGAAAGCAAUAUGAUGAACGACCUAGCUCCAGAGCUGAGCAGAAGGAAACGAGCGGCCUGGAGAGCUUUGAAGAGCAUCGAGGAUGUAGUGAAGAGAACAAAGAAUACCCGACUCAGUGCCCACCUUUUCUACUCAACGGUUCUUCCUGCUCUAGUGCAUGCGUCAGAAACCUGGUCGCUGCGUAAGCAGGAUGAAAGUCACUCAGCAUUAUCGAACGCGCAGUCGAAAGGACGAUGCUAG
Messenger RNA from Angiostrongylus costaricensis, 489 nucleotides. NCBI's taxonomy places the organism in Eukaryota, Metazoa, Nematoda, Chromadorea, Rhabditida, Metastrongylidae. The record is from the annotation of a GenBank genome assembly.